CUCAGUGUCAACACAUACAGCUCAAGUGUCAACACAUACAGCUCAGUGUCAACACAUACAGCUCAGUGUCAAACACCGCGCAUAAAUUCACAUCCCCAAAGUAUUGGAAACCCUAGUGUAUCCAAAGUUGUAGUUGCAUCCAGUCCUCCGCAAUCCUUGGACUCUGAUCGUUCACUAAGUAUAGAUAGUAAGUGUUUUAUUAAAGUGACUAUGAGGAUCCUUGCACAUGCUCUGACGCAUUCAACGUUGGCAACUACCUCUUAUAAGAAGGCAUGUCGGUCUCUGCACAGUACAGCUUCAGAUGCAAUCCCUGUCAUGGUCAAUCCGGCCCUCGGAAUACCGGGUGGGGUUUAUAAGUAUUUUACCGAAUUGUUAGAGACAGAGAACCCACAACUGAAGUGUAAACCGACCCUAGACUACUAUGGGGACAAUGGGAGGUCCGAAGUUAAGGUGGAAGACUGGGGUGUCAUGGCAGAGGAGGUCAUAGCGCAGGUUGAGAAGGUGGUCUAUGCGGACAAGACCAAUCCAAGGCCGGUGAUAGGCCUGGGCCAUUCGUUCGGUGGUUGUGCGCAUAAAAUCGCGGCUUUCAAGCGACCUGAUCUAUACCGAGGAGUGAUCAUGAUCGAUUCUCCGAUGUUCAAUCCGGUGUCACGGACGGGCAUGGUAAGUCUGAAAGCAUUGGGCAAGCUCGAUCAAGUGAUACCUGCUAGGGCCGCAACUGUGCGUCGCAGAAGUGUAUUCAGCAGUAUGGAGGAAGUCAGAAGCCGACUAACGGGGAGAGGGAUCUAUAGAAAAUGGCAUCCUGAAUGCUUUGAAGCCUUUCUGCGAACAGGGUUCGUGCAAAACCCGGAUGGCACUGUGAGACUGCUAGGACCAGUUGCCAAUGAGAUCAGUAUCUAUGAUAGUUCGCCCGCAGACAUUGGGCUUACCACUACCGGACUGUAUACGGAUACUGAUACGCCGAUGGCUUACAUCUACGCCCACAAUCCUGAAGACCGACUGAUAUUCGGCCCCGAUGUCCUGUACUUGCGAAAUAAGCUCCGGCACACAAGUGUUGUGCCAAUGCCAGACCAUGGGGGACACAUGUGGCCGCUCGAUCACCCAGAAGAGGCGGCGAAGUACAUCAGCAGUCUCAUGGUAGACAUCGGCAUCGUCCCGGCGCCUGUGUUAGAACGACCCGUGCCAGAACAAACAGUCGAGUGCUGUUGAGCGACCGCUCACUUAGAUACUGUUUGGGUAACGGGUCAAUAUAGAGAGCCUGCCUAAGAUAUUGGUAAUUGCGAAUAUAAUCUCACGGGAGCGAAACUAAGGCUAGUCCUGCUCGUGAGAGCUCGGUGCAGCAGAAUUUGCUGCGAAUUCACCCAGACGAGAGUGUGAAAGGUCGUACAGGUAUUGUGGUGUAGAGUAGUCUUAUCCAGAUGUUCAGCCUAUGGGAUACAGAACCUCUGUCAUCUAGAACUCGAGGGAUUCACGGGUUGGACAGUCAUUUUCGAAUGCGCACUAGUGACAUUCUCUAGUGUUGUGUUUGCGAUGAUGGUAGAAGCUUUCGACAGCGCCGCAGCAGAUCGGUUGCCUGCCCGUGCAUAGGCUCAGCCUAAAUGGGCAACAGACAUCCGUCACAGCAGAUGCGCUCACUGCAUAUGCGGGAUAACAUUCGGCGCCAAUGCACUUGACCGCAAUAAGACUCUGCAGCGAACUGUGCGCAUUUUGUCGUCAAUUGGAAUUGCGGUUCUGGGCUAAUAGCAGCAUCGAAAUCGAAUGAAACACUAGAAAUUCAGCCCGAAAGCUGCGACAGAUCGAUCUGAUAUUUUAGUGGCGAUUGUAUGAAGUAGACGAGAGUGCAAUUUUGUGUCCGAAUUUCCCGUACCUACCAAAAGUGCGGUUGUCAAAUCCUCUGCCUUUCUGAGGGCAACUGUAGGUGCUCUCCAAGAGUUUAGUGUAUCACAGUAUUGUGCUAGGUAGAGUAGAGCAAUAAUUUAAUUUCAAUUUAUGCCGCCGAAAUCCGUAUUUAAAUUUAGAUCAGCUUCCUAAUAAAUAUUUUAGUCGA
Molecule: messenger RNA, 2047 nt
Organism: Sphaeroforma arctica JP610
Lineage: Eukaryota; Ichthyosporea; Ichthyophonida
Exons: 7
Coding region: 211-1209 (332 amino acids)
Source: RefSeq, a predicted model, not a curated record